AUACAUCGAUAUUUUCUUGAUUUAUGUGAAUUGGCAUGACAAGUGAACGUAAAUAAACAAUCGUGGGGGCAUCACGUUUGCAUGGAUAACACAUUUUAUGAACUAAAUGCGUCUACUGUAGAAUAGUGGUCACGUGACCUCCAUACAGGGCCUGCUGUCUGUUUUCAGCGGAGGGAGAGAUCCGAAGAAAAAUGGCGACUGCAGGCGACCUAAAGCGGGACGCCGGCCAUUCUAUUUGAACAUUCUACUAAAAAUUGAGCCCGGGGCUUGGUGGGGCUAAUUGUGACUAUCGCAACGUUGGUUAGGGUUUCCGAGGUUGCCCGGUUUCUCGGGUUUGUGUGGACUAGUCGCGCGCUAAAAUUGAAAUUAAAAAUAAUACAUCUGCUACAAUGCGAGGGAGAAGAGGAAGGCCGCCCAAACAGGCAGCGGAGAUGCAGGAGGUUUCCCCUGGGCCAGUUCGCGGUUCAAGAGGGAGAGGGAGAGGUAACCGUGGUAGGGGAAGGGGCCGAGGACGUGGCCGCGGACGGGGUUCGGUGGUGGAUACCGGCGAUACAGAAAUUAAUCGGAGAGAAAACUACCAUUCGUCCAGGGGCCGGAGGAAAGUUGGAGCAGCGACGACAUCGCGGGGCAGAGGAAGAGGCAGGGGUUCGAGAGGUGGUCGCGGCAGCAGGGGGAGACGGCCACUGUGCAAGGUGGUCUACGAUGACAACAGCGACGAGGAAGAGGACAAUAUUAGUUUGAGGUCGGAGGAAGACGAACUUUUACACGAGAAUCCUUCCUCAGACUACGAAGAGGAGGCCGUGGACAAUGAGUCCGAUUUUCUGGAAGAAUUACCAGAUGAGGAUGAUGCUAGCUACUGUACAGAUAGCAGCUUUCGGAGCCAUGAUAGCACGCACGGCAGCACUCCAGGCCGGAGGGGCAGACACCCGCACCGGCCCCGCUCGCCCAUCUUCGAGGCCAAGGAGGUGCCCUCCCUGGAGCUGCCCAAGUCCUCAGAGGACUUGCUGGUGCCGGCCAAUCAGCUCCUCAACAUCUCGGCCGUCUAUGAGGUGCUGCGCAACUUCGGCUCGGUCCUGCGCCUCUCGCCGUUCCGCUUCGAGGACUUUUGUGCGGCGCUGGCAGGCCAGGAGCAGUGCACCCUGCUGGCUGAGACCCACAUCGCCCUGCUCAAGGCCAUCCUGCGCGAGGAGGACACAUCCAACACCACGUUCGGUCCUGCCGACCUCAAGGACAGCGUCAACUCCACACUCUACUUCAUCGACGGCAUGACCUGGCCCGAGAUGGUGCGCGCCUACUGCGAGAGUGACCCAGAGUACCGGCAGGUGCUCCCUUUACUGGAGGGCGAGGAGUACCCCUACGAGCCCCUCGAGAGCAAAAUUAAGGUCCUUCAAUUCCUUGUGGACCAGUUCCUGGCCACCAACUUGGCCAGAGAAGAGUUAAUGUCGGAGGGGGUGGUGGCGUACGACGACCACUGCAGGGUGUGCCACCGGCUGGGGGACCUCCUCUGCUGCGAGACGUGCUCUGCCGUCUACCACCUGGAGUGCGUGAAGCCGCCGCUGGUGGAGGUACCCGAGGACGAGUGGCAGUGCGAGGUGUGCGUGGCACACAAGGUGCCUGGCGUGGUGGACUGUGUGACGGAGGCGCAGAAGAGCAGGCCAUACAUCCGCCAGCUGCCAAUCGGCUAUGACCGCCACCGCCGCAAGUACUGGUUCCUGGACCGCCGCGUCGUGGUAGAGGAGGACGGCGAGCAGGAGGACAAGACCAUCUGGUACUACAGCACCAAGGUGCAGCUGGCUGAGCUGAUUGACUGCCUGGACAAGGGCUACUGGGAGGCCGACCUGUACGCCACGCUGGAGGAGAUCAGGGACGAGGUGCACACGCACAUGGACAUCACCGAGGAGCUCACCAACAAGGCCCGCGGCGUCAACAAGUGCUUCCUCACCGCUGCCAACGAGGAGAUCCUGGACCGGCUGAGGGCCAAGCAGGAGGAGGAGCUGGAGGAGGUGAAGCGCCGGGCGGCCGAGGAGAGGGAGAAGGCGGAGGCGCAGAAAAAUCUCCGGAAGGAGGAGGAGACGGAGGGGGGAGAGCCCAAGGAGAAAACUGAUGAACUCGAGAAGAAGGGAGAUGAGGAGGGAGCAGGGGAGGGUAAGGCUGAGAAGGACAAUGACCAGGCGACCAAGGAGGGGACCACCAUUACAGCUGAGCUGGCUCCCUCUACUGGUGAGGGCUCCAUCCCUGAGGGAAGUAAGCCUGAUCUUCUGGCUCCACAACCCACCCUCCCCGCAACAGAGGCCCCCAGCCCUGCCGUGGGGGGGCAAGACCUCCCUACCGGGGCCCGAGAGCCUGGGGACGAGGCCCUAACCAACAUGAAGGGAAUGCAGGAGGCUGAAGAGAAGGCAGGUUCUGUGUCUAGCUCUCCCAGGGGAGAGGGGGUCCCCAGCCUGAGCCAGCCCUCUCAGCCCGGUGGUGAGGAGAACAGCAACAGCAGCACCAUUGCCAGGGAGGCCCCCAGGGUCCCGGAGGAGCCCGACCUAGCCGACAGGUCCUCUCAGUCUUCUAUCAACAGCCAGGACGACCAGGGGGUGAACGGCGAGACUGGUGGCAAGCGGACGGUAGUCACUCCGGGCGGCCGCAUGGUGACCCGCCUGCGUAACCCGGAGAGUAAGCUGAGCCAGCUGAAGAGCAAGAAGGUGGAGGAAGCCGUUCACGAGGCCAACAAGGGCUACAAGGAGGGCAAAGAGGUGCUGGUGGUGACCCCGGCGGGCGAUGUGUCGCGCCUCAGCACGCGCAGCCUAACAAGCAAGGAGGUGGUGAUGAAGGGCACACUCAGCCACUUCUUCAAGCUGGGCCAGGAGGGCAAGUUCCGCGUCUACCACAACCAAUACAGCGGAAAUACGCUGGCCCUCAACAAGCCCCAGCACCGGGAGGACCUGGACAAGCGGCGACACCUCUCGCACAAGUUUUGCAUGACGCCGGCAGGCGACUUCAAGUGGAACGGCUCCAUCCACGGCUCUAAAGUGCUGACCAUCUCCACGCUGCGCCUCACCAUCAUCCAGCUAGAGACCAACGUGCCCGCACCCUUCAUGCACCCCAACUGGGCCUCACACAGGAACAACUGGAUUAAGGCGGUGCAGAUGUGCAGUAAGGCCAGGGAGUUUGCCCUGGCCAUGGCCAUCUUGGAGUGUGCCAUCAAACCUGUGGCCCUGCUCCCUGUCUGGAAGGACUCUCUGGGACACACCAGGCUACACCGUAUGACAUCCAUGGAGCGGGAGGAGAAGGAGAAGGUGAAGAAGAGGGAGAAGAAGCUGGAGGACGAGGAGACCAUGCAGCAGGCCACCUGGGUCAAGUACACCUUCCCCAUCAAGCACCAGGUGUGGAAGCAGAAGGGAGAGGAGUAUCGUGUGACGGGCUGGGGCGGCUGGAGCUGGAUCAGCAAGACGCACGUGCACUGCUUCCUGACCAAGCUGCCCGGCAACACCAACGCCAACUACCGCGCCGAGCUGGAAGCUGCCAGACGUGGUGAGAAAUGCAACUUGCUGGACUUGGGUCCGAGGCCAAGGUUAUUCAAAACAACUGUAGCUUCAGAACCCCAGGGAAGCAGAAGACCCGUAGAGAAAGAUGGGGGUGCUGCUGCCACCACCACGACCACCCCAGAGCCCUCAGCAGACCGCCUGUCGGGAGAGAAGACGAAGGAAAAGCUAGAGGAGGGAAAGAAAGAAGAGAGUGACGGGCGAGCGAAAGUGAAGAUGCAAGACUCCACUGCAGAGGAGGCUGCAGACAAGAUGGAGGUGGACCGUAGCCUCUCAGACUCAGGACAAGACGAUGAAAAAGGAACCAGCAGCAGCCCAGGGACCGAGACGGAGAUGACGUGCGUGAAGCAGGAGCCCGGGGAGGGGAACGCAAGGCCCUUUAACUACGACGUGGUGGACGUGGCCCAGGGCUUCCUGACGCGUGUGGCCUACAAGAAGAAGGUCAAGGCCUCCAAGCUGGACGGUCUGCUGGAGCGCCGCGUCAAGCAGCACGCCCUGGAGGAGAAGCAGAGGGCUCAGUGCGCCCUGGCCAAGCCUACCCCAGUAAAGACCACCCCGGUCCUGCCACAGACCCCACUCCAGACCCAGAGUCCCACAGUGAAAUUGGAGUUCAGCACCCCUUCGGUGCCACCUGCACUUGCUCCAUUGUCAGUCAAAGGGGAGGUGCAGGCGGACCCUUCAAAGACCGCUGAGGGGGUCCCUCAGCCAGCCCCAGCGACCCCAGCUGAAGCAUCCCCACGAACACAAAACCAAAUGACCCCCCAGAAACAGGAGGGAGACCUCCCUGAGAGGACUAUAGGACCCACAGGGGCUGGUUCAGGGCAGGAGGGCCUUAAAAGGCCCUGCAGCACAGCGGAACCUGUGGAAACUUCAGGUGGGAUCUACUACACUGGCAGACCAUCAGAGUCUACCAGUGCCAAGCCCGUUUUCCCCGAGGGUGCAGGACCUGAAGUGGCCAUGUUUAAAUCCCACUCCACAACGAUACCUCCAAGCACUAUAACCCAGGAGAGCAGCCAUAGUGCAGCUACCGUUCCUAAACCCCCCCAACAAAGCACAGAGAAGAACGGGAAGGGGCCUGAGGAGAGGCAGGACAACGGACAGAGCAGCAUCGAGGCCAUCUCCACUGGGUCCCAGCCCUCCUCUCUACCUCAGAUCAAUGGAAAUGACAGUGUGGAGGCUAAAGUCUUGACCAACUCUUUACCAACUCCAAACGAGGCCUCCAAUGCUCUCACUAACAGCUCUGAGGUCAAAGUGAACAGCCUAGGCAAGGCGGAGGGAGAGGGUCAAGUAGUCUCGCCCCUAAAGCCCCUGCUCAACGGCAAUGUGGCCCCUGUAGCCGAGAGGACCGGGCCGGACAGCACGGAACCAAGGCCAGCUCCAAGGGUAGAGUUGGAGAGCAAGGUCAUAGUGUCGGAGCAGGACUACCAGCCCCCGGUGAAGGUGGCCAGGUUGGAAAACAACGUGGAGGCGCUCGGGUCUACGACCACCCAAAGCACCCAGCAGCUCAUCAACACCCAGCCCAUGGAAGUUAAGCCCGAUGCUACCACGCCCAACAAAAUGCCCCCCUUGUCGGUGUGCUCUGCAGAGGAGAGCAGCAACAGUGGGGUGGGAUCCCUCUGUAACACCAUACUCACCCAGGUAACCACCACAACAACCACCACCGCCACGGUAUCCUCAGUGUCUCGGCUAACGGCGGGCGUCUCAAGCUCUUCGGGGACGACGGCCGCGCCCAUUGUCUCAACCACCGAGAGCAGCGCGGUGUCCACACUCACCACCAUGACCAAAACCACCGUGACCAAAAUGCGCUCACCCACGCCCGACAGCCAAUCGGACGAGAGCCAGAGCGAAACGGUGACCGAGUACAAGACCACACUCCUCGCCACCCGCAAGGAGUCCUCUCGUUCAACCUCCUCUGUUUCGGGGGGCAUUACCUCGUCGACCUCCACCAAGGGCCGCGUUCGCCUCCUCAAGUUCUCGCGCACCAAGAAGACGCGCUCAGGAACCGCCUUGCCAUCCUAUCGCAAGUUUGUUACUAAGAGCCAGCGUAAGAGCAUCUUUGUCCUGCCCAACAAUGACCUGAAGAAGCUGGCACGGCGGGGUGGCAUCCGUGAGGUGUCCAUCUUCAGCUACAACGCCAAGCCGGCCCAGGACAUCUGGCCCUACCCCUCGCCCAGACCCACCUAUGGCAUCACAUGGAGGUACCGUCUCCAGACAGUGAAGUCCCUGGCAGGGGUCAGUCUGAUGCUGAGGCUACUGUGGGCCUGUCUGAGGUGGGACGACAUGGCCGUCAAGCCCUCCGCCGCUGUAGGCACCACACGCACAGAGACCUCCGAGACGGAGAUCACUACCACAGAGAUUAUCAAGCGCCGCGACGUGGGGCCCUACGGCAUCCGCUCGGAAUACUGCAUCCGCAAGAUCAUCUGCCCCCUCGGGGCUCCCGAGACCCCGAAAGAGACCCACACGCCACAGAGGAAAGGCCUGCGCUCCAGCAACCUGCGGCCCAAGAAGCCAGAGCCCAAAAAGGAAACUGGGCCGGUGGUGAUUGAGUCCUGGGUUGCCGAGGAGGAAUUGGACCUCUGGGAGAUCAGGGCCUUCUCCGAGAGGGUUGAGAAAGAGAAAGCCCAGGCGGUGGAACAGGCCAAGAAGCGUCUGGACCAGAAAACUGGUGCUGGCUCUACCAUCGUCACCACCCCGGGGAGCCCAGCCACCCCCGCUUCCAUCCCCAAGGUAGUGACCCUAUCGGGCCCGGCCACCCCCGGAACCAAAGUGGUACUGGCCACCAAGAUGGGCACCCCCGUCACCUUCCAACAGAACAAGAACUUCCAGCAGUCGUUUGCUUCCUGGGUCAAGCAGGGGCAGCCCAGUGGAGCCUCGCCGGGCACGGUAGCCACGUCAGCCGGACAGACUUUCCAGAUCACGGGCACGUCCAUGGGGGGCAAGGUGCUCACCGCCAAGCUGCCGCUGCCCGCCAACAGCAAGAUUGUCACUGUCAACGUGCCAACCACUCAAGGAGGUAUGAUUCAGAAGCAGGUGCUGGGCAUCAUUCCCACAAGCCAAGCUGGAGGCGCCCAGACCUUCGCCUCGUUCCAGCCUCGCACCACAACCAUCAACAUCAGGCCAGGCAUGCCUGGCUCACCACAGCAGGUGCUCACCGCUGGAGGCCAGAUCCGUCCGGGGAUGACCGUGAUCCGCACGCCCAUCCAUCAGACAGGCACCAUGGGUAAGACCCUCCUCCAGACACCCCUCAUGGUGCAGCAAGGUCAGGCUGGCCAGCAGGUGGUGACCCAGAUCAUCCGUGGGCAGGCCGUGUCCACGGCCAUCUCAGGUGCCAGCCCUGUCACCACCGUGGCCGGGCAGAGGGUGGGCAGUGCCCCCAAAACCCCGGGCCAGCCCAACACGGCCCAGACACCCCAGCAGCGGGCACAGCAGGGCCAGGUCAAACUCACCCUGGCACAACUCACCCAGCUCACCCAGAAGCAGCAGAGCCAGGCAGUAGAGCGGCCAGGCGGCGGGGCCCAGGGCCUGACGGUGAUGAUCCAGGGCCAGGGCCAGGCCACGGGCCAGCUGCAAGUCAUCCCCCAGGGGGUCACAGUCAUCCCCGGGCCCGGUCAGCAGCUCAUGCAGGCGGCCAUGCCCAACGGCCAGGUCCAACGCUUCCUCUUCACCCCCAUGGCCCCUGCCGCUACCCCAACCUCCACAGCCCCCACCGCCCCGGGUCAGACCACCAAGGCCCCUGCCCAGCCCGCCCAGCAGGCUGCAGCUCCCAUCCAGGCCGGGGCCGCCCUGGCCACCAGCACCCCCCCAUCCGCCACCCCCAGAGCCAACUCCCUCCCAGACCCAGGCCCACAUGCCCAUCCAAUCCCCAACCCCCUCCAGGUCAAGUCCCUCAAACACCCCCCAGCACCCCCAGGCCGGCCCCAACAGACCCUCCAGCUCCAGGGCUCCCCCCACCAGCUCAUCACCGUCCCGGGCCUCCAGCAACAGGUCCAGGUCCUGGCUCAGCUCCAGGCCCAACAGGGGACCUCCGGAGGCUCUCUCCCCCAGCAGAUCAAGCUCCAGCUUCCCAUCCAGAUACAGCAACCCGGGGUCGGUGGAGCCCAGCCUGGAGGUCCGAUCCAGAACGUGGUGACCAUCCAGACGGCCAGCGUGCAGGAGCAGCUCCAGAGGAUCCAGCAGCUGAGGGAGCAGCAGCAGCAGAAGAAGAGGCUGGCGGCCGAGGCCAAGCGGGAGCAGGCGCUGGCGGCAGCCAGUCAGAGCCACAUCAUCCAGAAACAGGUGGUGAUGAAGCAGAACGCAGUGAUCGAGCACCUCAAGCAGAAGAAACCCAUGUCCCCCGCCGAGAGAGAGGAGAACCAGAGGAUGAUUGUGUGCAACCAGGUGAUGAAGUUCAUCCUGGACAAGAUCGACAAGGACGAGAAGCAGGCGGUCAAGAAGAGGAAGAAGGAGGAAGCAGGCGAGCAGAAGAGAACCAAGGCCAAUGCCACCAAGCUGUCGUCGCUGCUCUGCCGGCACAAGGAGACACUCAAGGCCGAGAUCCUCAAGAAGAGAGCCCUGCUGGACAAGGAGCUGCAGCUGGAGACGCAGGAUGAGCUGAGGAGGGACCUCGCCAAGCUGCGGCGGGACAAGGAAAGGGCCCAGGCCACCGCCCAUCAGGCGGCCGCCGCCGCGCACACGCAUCAUGCCCUCACACACACCUCCCAACUCAACCCGGCGGCCUUCGUCCACAAGCGGAAGCGGGAGGAGGAGAGGGACGCGGCGUCGACGGCUAACGCCAAGAAGAAGAAGAUGAUCACCACCACUACCUCAGACAGCAAGAAGGAGACUAAGCUCUACUGUGUCUGCAGAACGCCCUACGACGAGUCCAAGUUCUACAUUGGCUGUGACCUGUGCACCAACUGGUACCACGGCGAGUGUGUGGGCGUCACCGAGAAGGACGCCAAGAAGAUGGACGACUACAUCUGCAGCGAGUGCAAGCGGGCCCAGGAGGGAAAGACCGAGGAGCUCUACUGCAUCUGCCGAACGCCCUACGACGAAGCACAGUUCUACAUCGGCUGCGACCGCUGCCAGAACUGGUACCACGGCCGUUGCGUGGGCAUCCUGCAGAGCGAGGCCAACCACAUCGACCAGUACGUGUGUCCGCAGUGCCAGUCCACAGAGGACGCCAUGACAGUGCUCACGCCGCUCACCGACAAGGAUAACGAGGGGUUAAGGAGAAUCCUGCGCUCCUUACAGGCUCACAAAAUGGCGUGGCCGUUCCUGGAGCCAGUGGACCCGAACGACGCCCCAGACUACUACGGAGUCAUUAAGGAACCAAUGGAUCUUUCUACGAUGGAGGAGCGGUUGCAGAAGCGCUACUACAUCAAGCUGACAGAGUUCGUGGCGGACAUGACCAAAGUCUUCGACAACUGCCGUUACUACAACCCCAGCGACUCGCCGUUCUACCAGAGCGCCGAGGUCCUUGAGAACUUCUUCGUCCAGAAGCUCAAAGGGUUCAAAGCCAGCAGGUCUCAUAACAACAAACUGCAGUCUACAGCAUCUUAGAAUACACAGUCGGCACUCCUUCUAAAGCUUACUGUCAAAAUGGCUGCCAAUGUGGUUCCCCCUGAACACUCGUACUCCAAUGGGGAAGCCAGGCUACUUCUUACGUGUCCACACACAUACCACCACACCUGUCGGACUUGGGAGUGGGAGUUACACCCCCGUUUAAAACCAGCACACACUCCUCGAAGAUCGUAGCCGACGCAUGCUUCAGGCCGAACGGCCUUGUUACCAAACCGUAUGAGCCCUCGCCAUUCCUCAACCACCUCUAAGGCCGUGGAAAGAGAAGAGACUGGCAGUGGAAGGUUCCAUUAUCCAAACCCUUAGUAUUCAUGAUGGGAGAUACCACAUCCCCAACAGACGGGGGGAGGGAGGCUCAGACUUUCAGUUCACAGCCUGUUUCCUUCCUUCAAAGCACUUCCGAUGUGGUGGAUGAAAUGGAGGGAUGGCGGGAGAAAACCCCCCUGAAGUCAAUAAGCUAAUGGGCCGUUCAAGGGCAGUACGAAACAAGGCAGCAGUAGACUCUUUUCAAGUUGUUUAUUCCGUAACUAAUCUCACAUCUCUUUUGUAUCAGCUAUUCUUCCUUCCCUGGGGGUCAACUCCCAUUUCAGACUGUGUAUGUCCCAAAUGUCACCAUAUUCCCUAUAUAGUGCACUACUUUUGACCAGAGCCAUAUGGGCCCUGGUUCAAAAGUAGUGCUCUAUAAAGGGAAUAGGGUUCCAUUUGGGAUGACAACCACUGACACUUUCCAGCUGUUUCUGCUUCCUCAUCUCGUGAUCCCUCAUUCGAAAUGGGUCUAAAUAGCACACACCUGUCUGGCUGCUUGUGUUUGGAACGAGCUGAUCCUAGAUCAUCGUGAACUCACUUGGUGCCACCUUGAAGAUGUAUGUGCCCUGACCUCCAAACAGGUCAUGGAGAGUCCCAAGUUACCAUUUCUAUGUCAUGUCUCACUGUGGAAAUGCUAUCCUGUUUGUAAAACAUUUUUUCUGACGUUGAACCUGUUUUCCUUUUUCUUUGUUACCACCUAAGAUGGGAAUAUUGGUGUAUAUGAAACAGCCGACAGAGAGAAAACAAGCUCUAUUUCUCGCCAUGUAGAGGCUUCUCUAACAUUUUUAAUUGAAGACAUUCAUCCGAUGAAAACAAGAAAAGCACUCCGAAGUCCUUCCACAGGAAAAUAACCGAGGAUGGACUUGGAGAAUGUGAAAACCGUUAAAGGGCAUAUUUAACCUAAGUGUACUGACCAUCCACACCGCAACCUCCCCCCUCUCUCCCCCAAUGUUUUGUCAAGAAGGUUGGAUCACAUGCAUCUCUCAACUCCUAGGCCCCCUACUAGGCCCCCUAUAAAGGAUUAAGUCAAAUGCUUUUGAGUUUUCCACUGCAUCAAGUAAACAUGUUGUGGUCUAGAACAGUAAAUCAGAAAGUCAAAGUUGAGGAAUCUUUAUUUUAAAUUGGGGUUUGUAUGAAGAUUUCUUUUAGGAACUUGCAUUUUUAUCAUAUUUGGAACUUUUCUAAACUGUAAUAAUUGUGUCGAGGCAGUACUGUUUGUUGGGGGGAGAACAUUUUUGGAGUUGUCACUGGUGCUCUUCGUUAAUAUCUCUUAAAGAUCAACUUAAUAGUAGGGGGAGCCUUAGGUUUGAAGAGGGGUUGGGGUAAAUUUCAUUUCAGUUUUGGAUGUGAACUGAAAUUUCCAUUUUCAAUGGAGUUUUAGUUUACUUCCUGAAUUGAAAUGGGAAUAACCGAAACCCUGGUUUGAAGUGCCAACAACUUUUUCAGAGGUGGACUGAGUUGAGAGAUGAGGUGACCGAAGCCUGUUUGUCAGUCCUAUUCACAGACCUGUUUGCAUUUCAAACCAUGCACUCCAGUUUCUAUUCUUACAUGCAUCGUCCACCAUUUGUAUUUCAUAUUGUAUAAUAUGGCUGUCAAUAUACAAAGAGAUUUUAGAGGUUUUUAGAGUAUUAGUACUUUUAUUUUUGUCCAUUUUUAACCAGCAACUAAGCCUACCUGUACAUUCAAUAGAUAUUCUCUAUCUUUUGUCAAAGUGAACUCUACAUUUAGGUAAAAUUGCCCUUUAUAUUAAAAGUGCUGCAUAUUGUGUGCAUAUUGAUUUAAAACGGGGUGGAGAAUGUUGACUCUUCUUGAAGAUUUUCUUUUUUAAAGAACCAACCAGUUCUACACAUCUAUUAAUAACUUCAUCACAAUAUCUGUUUUUAUUUAUUCAUAUCGCUGAAAAUAUUACAUUUUUUAGUAAAUGUAAGAGGAAACAUAACUGGGGAAAAAUACUAUGUUUUUAACAGAUUGUGGCAACUCUUAAGAGAUCCUUUUUUGUACUUGAUAGGACAUUUCAUCCAAGAUAAUAAAGUCAUGUUUUUGACAU
This is a messenger RNA of Oncorhynchus tshawytscha (Chinook salmon), 11442 nucleotides long. Its product is annotated as nucleosome-remodeling factor subunit BPTF. Lineage: Eukaryota; Metazoa; Chordata; Actinopteri; Salmoniformes; Salmonidae. The record is from RefSeq and is a predicted model, not a curated record. Gene Ontology annotation, molecular function: RNA polymerase II cis-regulatory region sequence-specific DNA binding. Gene Ontology annotation, cellular component: NURF complex. Gene Ontology annotation, biological process: regulation of transcription by RNA polymerase II.